Molecule: messenger RNA, 1667 nt
Organism: Homalodisca vitripennis (glassy-winged sharpshooter)
Lineage: Eukaryota; Metazoa; Arthropoda; Insecta; Hemiptera; Cicadellidae
Product: ATP-binding cassette sub-family C member 3-like
Biological process (GO): transmembrane transport
Cellular component (GO): membrane
Molecular function (GO): ABC-type transporter activity; ATP binding; ATP hydrolysis activity
Source: RefSeq, a predicted model, not a curated record
CACUUUUUCAGAUGGCUCGGUAUCCGGUUAGAGACAAUAGGCAAUAUUAUAAUUUUCUUUGCAGCUUUAUUUGCUGUUUUGGAAAGAGAUACAUUGGAUCCUGGAAUUGUUGGUCUCUCCAUUAGUUAUGCUUUACAGAUUACAGGGGUGCUGAACUUUGCAGUACGGAUGGCCACAGAUAUUGAGACAAACAUUGUCUCAGUCGAGAGGAUUAAAGAGUACUCUGAAAUUCCUCAGGAAGGAGCAUGGGAAGUUCAGCCCCGACCUGACCCAAAGUGGCCAGUUCAUGGUACUGUCGAGUUCAAGGACUUCCAAGUACGUUAUCGAGCGGGCCUGGAAUUGGUGCUGAGAGGUGUCUCCUUUGUCAUCAAGGGCCAAGAAAAGAUUGGUAUAGUUGGUCGAACUGGAGCAGGCAAGUCCUCUCUCACUUUGAGUCUGUUCCGUAUAAUAGAAGCUGCUGGGGGACAUAUUUACAUUGAUGGUCUGGACAUCUCCAAGAUUGGACUGGGAGAUCUCAGGUCCAGGCUUACCAUCAUUCCUCAGGAUCCAGUACUUUUUUCUGGUUCUCUUCGAAUGAACUUAGAUCCAUUUGAGAUGUACAAUGACUCAGACCUUUGGCAUGCUCUGGACUUGGCACAUCUUGGACUAUUUAUCCGUUCCCAGCCUCAGAAGUUAUUCCAUACAAUCUCUGAGGGUGGGGAUAACUUGAGUGUUGGCCAGCGACAGUUGGUAUGCCUGGCUCGAGCACUGCUGCGGAAGACUCAGAUAUUGAUCCUGGAUGAGGCCACAGCCGCCAUUGACUUGGAGACUGAUGACUUGAUACAGCAAACAAUACGUGAGGAGUUCAAGGAUUGUACAGUGCUCACAAUAGCUCACAGGCUCAACACCAUCAUUGACUCUGACAGAGUUAUAGUGCUGGAUGAAGGAAAGGUGAAAGAAUUUGAUUCACCAUCAAAUCUUCUCAAACAGCCAACAUCAAUAUUUUAUGGACUGGCAAAGCAUGCUGGUCUUAUAUGAUAUUAUCUUGGCUAUGUCUUUUUAUGAAAUCGUCACCGCUGGAGUAACGAUAAGUUCUCAUAUUGCUAUCAGAACUUAUACACAAGUGAAUUUACAAACUCAUUUGUUGUGCAAGCAGCACUGAAUUAUUUUUGUUGAUAAUUUGACGUCAUGCCCUCCAAAAUCAGCGGCACAGGAAUCUUCCCCUAGGAAAUUGUUGAGCUUUAGGACCUCAUAAAUGAGUUCUAGCCUAAACUAAACUACUACGUGCAAUUGUAUUGUUUUGAGGGGGCUUGAGUCUACAGAGCCCCCCUUUAUAUUCAUCCAUGAGACUAUUCGGAAGGUUAACUAAUUCCAAUUAGAUAAGAUUAUAGCUACAUAAAUGGGUCAUAAUGAAUCUUCUUUAGUACUCUCUUUUUCUUUGAAAAAAUUCCUAAAUUUGACAAUAAUGGUUUAAAAAAGUAUUUUGCUUAUAAUUUGAUUUUGAAAUUGUAGGUAGAUUAAAAAUCUACUUGUUGGAAUCAACCUAACAUCUGGCAGAACAUAUUGAAAAUGUGUUAAUAUCUACAGCUGUUAUAACCCUCUGACCCCAAAACUAACCCUUGCGACUACUUAAUCUCAAAAGACUAAAUUGUUGUAUAUAUAAUGGGCCAAAAUAAUUCAAAGUGAUG